UACGGUUUCCUUGUUGAUUCUUCUGAGCUACCCAUUUCUUCUCUCUUUCUCUCCAUCCUUCAAUCUCAAUGGCGUCCACAGGAAAUGGAUCAGAAACCAAGCCUUACAAGUUCCUGAUCUAUGGACGCACCGGCUGGAUUGGCGGUCUGCUCGGCAAGCUCUGCGAGGCCCAGGGGAUCCACUACGUAUACGGGUCCGGGAGGCUGGAGAAUCGGGCAUCGUUGGAGUCCGACAUCGCCUCCGCAAACCCUACCCACGUGUUCAACGCCGCCGGCGUCACCGGCCGCCCCAACGUUGACUGGUGCGAGUCGCACAAGGUCGAGACCAUUCGGACCAAUGUCGCCGGCACGCUGACGCUCGCGGAUGUGUGCAGGGACAAGGGCCUGAUCCUCGUCAAUUACGCCACAGGCUGCAUUUUCGAGUACGAUUCCGGCCACCCGCUCGGAUCCGGCAUCGGAUUCAAGGAGGAGGACACACCUAAUUUCGUCGGAUCCUUCUAUUCCAAGACCAAGGCAAUGGUUGAGGAUCUGCUGAAGAACUACGAGAACGUGUGCACGCUGCGCGUGAGAAUGCCCAUCUCCUCCGAUCUAUCCAACCCCCGCAACUUCAUCACUAAGAUCACUCGCUACGAGAAGGUGGUCAACAUCCCAAACUCAAUGACGAUUCUUGACGAGCUCCUCCCCAUAUCGAUUGAGAUGGCCAAGAGAGAUCUCACGGGCAUAUGGAACUUCACCAACCCUGGGGUGGUCAGCCAUAAUGAGAUUCUGGAGAUGUACAGGGAGUACAUUGAUCCCAAAUUCACCUGGAAGAACUUCACCCUCGACGAGCAGGCAAAGGUCAUCGUGGCCCCGCGGAGCAACAAUGAGCUAGAUUCGACCAAACUGAAGAACGAAUUCCCCCAACUCUUGUCCAUCAAGGAGUCCCUCAUAGAGAACGUGUUCAAGCCCAACCGUAAGACCCAAAACCAUUUGGUGCUUUGAAUUUUUUAUUCGAGUUUCCAUACACUUGUUUUCAUUUCGGUAUCCAUGUGGACAUCAUAGGUUCUUUUUACCAGAUGAAAAACUCCCAUACGUCGUCGUCUUUCUAUUUUUCGUUUUUCAGUUUCAAUAUCGCUGUAAUUGUUUCGAAUAUUUUUGGAAUUGUGUUGUUCGAUUAAAAGAUUUGUAUCGUUGUUCAAACGUGGAGUUGCUUUUUAUGAUUU
Molecule: messenger RNA, 1201 nt
Organism: Cuscuta campestris
Lineage: Eukaryota; Viridiplantae; Streptophyta; Magnoliopsida; Solanales; Convolvulaceae
Source: the annotation of a GenBank genome assembly